Molecule: messenger RNA, 821 nt
Organism: Aspergillus alliaceus
Lineage: Eukaryota; Fungi; Ascomycota; Eurotiomycetes; Eurotiales; Aspergillaceae
Product: tautomerase family protein
Exons: 1
Coding region: 187-669 (160 amino acids)
Source: RefSeq, a predicted model, not a curated record
GUCGUGAGCAAUUCCAUAGCCUUCGGACUUGAUCAGUAAUCCACGUUGCACUACGUAGAGCGUCUGAAUAUCAUGUUACCUUGACCCCGGGGUCUAUAUAAAGGCCUUGCAUAUCAUACAAUCUCAAAUCCAAACCUAAGACCAUUCAAGUCUUGUCCCCUCACUCUCAAGACCCAAAUUAUCAAAAUGCCACUCUGGGAAAUUUACCACCCGGCCGGCACAUUCGAAGACGAUGCCUCCAAGCAAGCCUUCGCCAAAGAUAUCACCAAGAACUACACAGACUUUGGCCUCCCUUCCUUCUACGUUGUAGUCAACUUCUUCAAAAUGGACAUCCGCGAUACCUAUGUUGGCGGCAAAGCAAAGGCCGCCACUGACAAGCCGUUUGUCCGUGUGGUCAUCACGCAUAUCGCCGUUCAUGUUCCAAAUGUCGACGUGGCCUAUCUUCGCACAACUUCUCGUCUUGACCAGAUCAUGAAGCCUCAUUUACUGGAAAGGGGGUAUGAUUUCGAGUACCAUGUGGACGAGACAGAAAGACGACUCUGGAAGAUUAACGGCCUAAUUCCUCCCCAGCAUAAAAGUGCUGAGGAGCGCAUUUGGGUGGAGGAGGAUCGUCCCGUCCCGUAUGAGGGCGCAUAUCCCCAUACUUCGUCAUUUCAGUCUUCUAUUUAGAUUGCGAGAUGAAUAACCUCUUGUUACUUGAGAUAGCCACGGGAACGAAUCUCUUUCCUUACCUGUGCACUUGCGAGGGGGGUGUUAGCUGCGUGUGGCGAAGGAUAAAACCUCUGAGAUACACAUCGUGGGAUUGCUUCGUUAAAUUAAAU